This is a messenger RNA of Rhagoletis pomonella (apple maggot), 1127 nucleotides long. RefSeq names its product cytochrome c oxidase assembly protein COX11, mitochondrial-like. The record is from RefSeq and is a predicted model, not a curated record. Gene Ontology annotation, cellular component: mitochondrial inner membrane. The transcript has 3 exons. Lineage: Eukaryota; Metazoa; Arthropoda; Insecta; Diptera; Tephritidae. The coding region runs from base 216 to 905 and encodes 229 amino acids. Gene Ontology annotation, molecular function: copper ion binding.
UAUUCAGGUCCCAAGCCGAUACACCGAUAGUUUUAGUACCACUGACGUGUUGAAGUCAAAUCCUACAGUGGUACUGAAUUAUGCAUAAUCAGCUGUUUAAUCUACAAAAAUAAAAAAAAAAAAUAGCAAAAAUUACGAGACUACCACAAAUGGUGAAAAAUAAUAAUUAUUAUAAUAAAUAUCAAUAACUUAAAUUGUUUCGAUUUAUACCGGCAAUGCUACGCUUCCUGCACAAGUCAAGAGUGCAUUGGAUGCGCCUGUCUCGUUUUCGUUACCAUUCAACAAGCGGAAAAGGUGGUGCAGAUGCCGGUGAAUCUGCGCGGAAACAACGACUGAAGUCUACUCUUUACUACUUGACCGCUGGUGGUAUAUUUGCUGCAGGUGCUAGCUAUGCUGCAGUGCCUCUUUAUCGCAUGUUCUGUCAGGCCUACAGUUACGGCGGCACAACAACACAGGGGCACGAUGCGGAUAAAGUAGAGACAAUGCAAAAAAUUGAAGAUCGUAUACUAAAAAUACGUUUCAAUGCAGAUAUAGCAGCGUCGAUGCGCUGGAAUUUCAAGCCACAACAAUAUGAAAUUAAAGUUGUGCCUGGCGAAACGGCGUUGGCUUUCUACACAGCUCGUAAUCCAACGGAUCACCCAGUUACAGGUAUAAGCACCUACAAUGUUCUUCCAUUCGAGGCUGGCGCGUACUUUAAUAAAAUACAAUGUUUUUGCUUUGAAGAGCAGCAACUCAAUCCGCAUGAAGAGGUGGAUAUGCCCGUGUUUUUCUAUAUCGACCCUGAAUUUACCAGGGAUCCAAAGCUGGAAAAUGUCGAUACAAUAACGUUGUCGUAUACUUUCUUUGAAUCAAAGGAAGGUUUGAAGUUACAAAUGCCCAGCUAUGCGAGACCGCAUGUAGCGUGAUGGAGACCCAUCCAUGUUUUGUUUUAAAUUUAGCACAUUAGGAGAAAGCAUCCGAAUUAAUUAAUUAAAUUUAUUUACCCUCGACUGCUCCGUUGUAAAUAAACUUCUUAGUAAAUAGAGUAUGACUUUGGUUAUAUAAGUUAAAAAGCAAUGCAAAACCCCUUACUAGUAUAUACGUACAUGACGUUUGCAAUAUUAAAUAUGAAUUUGCUGAUUUUAAAA